Fimicolochytrium jonesii is the source of this 2218-nucleotide messenger RNA. Its product is annotated as nucleophile aminohydrolase. Gene Ontology annotation, biological process: protein maturation. The transcript is spliced from 2 exons. Gene Ontology annotation, molecular function: threonine-type endopeptidase activity. NCBI's taxonomy places the organism in Eukaryota, Fungi, Chytridiomycota, Chytridiomycetes, Spizellomycetales, Powellomycetaceae. The coding region runs from base 314 to 1972 and encodes 552 amino acids. The record is from RefSeq and is a predicted model, not a curated record.
AUGCGCUUGGCCCUGUCCUCUGAGAGAGCAUAUCUCCGUGCUCCACAACACGAAUCUCCGGUGGCGCUACGACCGGUGUUGUAUUUUCCAGCAUAUUUCUCAAAACAUGCUGCACCUCCGGCUGUUGAAAAUGAAGAGCAGCAAAGCCGGCGCGUCGAGCAACUAGCGAAUGGAAGAUUUGCCCAAAAAGUACCGAUUCAUGGCAGUCGGAAAGCUCUCUCGCCCGGCGAGAAUGGAAUCUUUAUGCGAAGCGCCUAUAAGCUCUUGCGUAAGCAGGCGCAGUAGACCAACGUGCCCGCCGGUAUCGGCUUGAAUGAUGGACAGCAUAUCUCUCAGCCAGCUCAAGCGCUCGUUAUCGAGCACUGCCUCAACUGCCCACUUCAUGAUGCGGUCGCAGAAAUCCUGCUGCUCAUCAUCUUCGAGUCGAAACUCGUCCCAGGAUAUUCUUCCAGCAAUAGCGGGAGUCGCCUCCGUGGAGGCCUCGGGGGCCAAGGACGCGAAGAACACCACACGCGCAGGGGUUCGAUCCAUGCCUUUGGUGAGAUCCUCCAGCGGGUUCGAGACGACAGUGUCUUGGGAUUCGCCAGGGGACGACCGAACUCAAAGCGAAACACCUCACGUGACAGCACGGGCCAAGAAAAAUCGUCUCAGGGUGACACACGAGAGCAUAAUCCCACUCCCCAAAGGAGCUACAAUCAACCCCCUGGUCCCGCCAUCUCGCCUGCAUCGGCAUUCGGCUCCACACAUGAGGGUAAGCACUGAGCAGUCGCAGCCCACGUUCCCCAAACCGACCAUCCAGCCACCCCCGUCCCCGGCCUCCCCGGACAUCAUCCUCGCCGUCCACGGCGGCGCCGGCACGCACGCCCCGCACACCCACAAACCCCUCCUAUCUCUCCUCCGCCGCAGCCUCGCCGCCAGCCUAGCGCAGUCCAGCGGCGACCUCACUGCCCCCGGCACGAUCAUCCAUCUCACGUGCGCGCUGGAGGACUCCCCGCUGACGAACGCCGGGCUGGGGUCCAACCUCACGCUUCUUGGGACGGUUGAAUGCGACGCGGGGAUGAUGGACGGGGUGCGUGGGGAUUUCGGGGCGGUGGGUGCGUUGAGCGGGGUGGGGAAUCCGAUUGGUGUGGCGCGGAGGGUGAUGGAGGAGGCGGGGCGGGGGGGUGUGGCGGGGUUGGUUGCGCCGGUGCUGGUUGUUGGGGAGGGGGCGGGGAGGUGGUGGGCGGAGAGGGGGGGUGGGGGUGUGGAUCAGGAUUUGGUGACGGAGGAGGCGAGGGGGAGGUGGAGGCGGCAUUUGGGGUGGUUGAGGGAGGCUGAGGAGGCGGCUCGCGGGGGUUCGAACUCCCCUUCGGACUCGGGCAAACGGAAACGAGGGCCCCCGUCCCCCCCGCCGAUAACCCCCAACGACACGAUCGGCGCGCUCCUCUCGACCCCGUCCGCGCUCUACGCGACCGCCUCCACGGGCGGCACCUCGCUCAAACCCCCCGGCCGCAUCUCCUCCGCCGCCCACUACGGCGCGUCCAUCCACGCCCGCCGCGUCACAGCACCAUCUCCCCCCGGGAUGGACCACCCCGCGAUGGACAUCGCAUGCACGGUCUCAGGCACCGGCGAGCAGCUCAUCACGUCCCUGUUCGCCAAAACCCUCGUCGACGCCGUCGGAGUCCACAACGGGGACUGCGAGCGCGCCCUCCGCGCGUGCGUCGAGGCCUUCCUCGCUGACGGCCACGGGGAGAGGAACGUCGGCGUGCUGUUGGUCAAGCGCGAGCUUGCUUCCUCUGCGGAUGCGGACGCGGAAUCACCCACACGCAGUCGAAGGGUCGUGGAGUGCUGGUGGGCGCACACGACGGACACGUUUGCGGUGGGGUACGUGUCUGGUGGGAUGCGCAGGCCGUUUGUGGCGAUCUCGAGGGUGCCGAGGGAUAGCGCCGGGAGGAGGAAGAGGUUUGUGGUUGAGGGGAGGUGUGUUAAGUGAUGCGUGGGCGUAUGCGGAGAGGGGCGGCGUGACGGAUCUAUAGAGCGUGUACCUUACUCAGUAGAGUAUGUAGGAGGUUUUGCAUGUAUAUACAUACAUACCUACUACGCCAUUGAAGGGGCAUAUGCCAGCCUCCAAGAGAUCGCCAUAUCGGUCAUCGGCACAUUCAAGUCAAUCUAUCACUCCGUCGUCCAGAAAGCAAAGCAGUCAACAAAAUCGCGCCAAGUGAAUCUGCGAGGCAGGUAC